AAAGAUUAGCUAGUUAGCAACGGCAUUCCUGUUUCAUGUCCUCUAUCUUGUUGUAGUCGUAAUAUUAACUAGCCAUGGAGGGGUCAGAUACAUACAUCAUACGACCUAAUCAUCAGCACAAGUUUAAAACAGCCAUUGUGAAGGAGUACAUUCGUGAAAUUGUGAGGGAGCGAUUGUCGGGUGUGCAGUACGACCCAGAGGAAGUCCCUGAGCUGUCCCGUUCACUGGCAGACUCCAUUAAGGACAAAGUGAAGAAUGCAGGGUUUGACAGAUAUAAGCUUGUUGUGCAGGUGGUCAUUGGAGAACAACGGGGACAGGGAGUGAAGAUGUCUUCCAGGUGUUUGUGGGAUGCUGACACAGACAACUAUGCUGAAGAUGUUUUCAUGAAUGACAGCUUGUUCUGUGCGGUGGCAGUUUUCGGAAGUUAUUACUACUGAGGAUGAGAGGAUGGAUGACAGGAUUCUUUCAGAUGAAAAGAUGUGAGGGGAACAUCCACACAAGACUGCUCACAGUCAGCAUUUCGGAUCCACGGUGCGUUCAUCUGAAGUAACUUUGUAAUUGCAGCAUCUUAAGAUUGGCACAGAUGACAUCCAGCGUGGAAGUCAUGGAUCUCUGUGCUGAGAAUGUAGUUAGUUUAAAACUGAGGGUUUCACCAGCUUCAGAAGUUUGAUACCGGGGUGGGUGUGGAAACCCUCAGUAUAUUCACGAGAUGUUGUGUUUACUAAAGAAGGCAGCUGACUUUGACAUCCACUGGUGAAAAUGUCAAUUUACUACAUUUUCUUUGAUUCUGAAAUUAAUUACUCAAAAUAGCCACAUGACCAGUGGUUUACUUUAAAGGGUUAGCAGAUUAAAAAAUGUCUCUAGUAAUAUUUUCAGGACAUUCUGUAUGUUUAGUAGACCUAUGGGGGGACUGUAGCAGUCGUUGUAUCUGGUACUCUCUCUGCAACUUUCAGCUGCAAAAGCACAGUAAAAGCAGCAGAAUGUAAUGCAGUACAGUGCGUAUUUGUUCUACACUGUGGGUGCUUUACUUUGCACAGCAGUUACAGUAGAGGUCAGUAUUUGUCUCUGAUUGUCCGCAUCAGAACCGGGAUAACUGCUGCAGGCCAGCUACUGUAAUUAUACCGGAAAUGAACAGGAAGACUUUACUAAAAUUUUAACCACUUUCUGUCUAGUUCAUUGUCACCUUUAUUAUCAACGCACUGCUGCCUCUUCAUUUUUCCAUGACUGACGUCCUUGUAAAUAUUAAUCAGCCCUUAGUUUGAGUGGGACACUAUGUCUUUGUUAUCCCUUAUUAUGAUCAUCCUAUUCAGCAUUAAACACAAAUCUAACUCAGAAAUGAAGUAGCUUGACAUGUUGAAAACUAUAACAUCUAAAAAAUUUGUUUCAGUAUCAAAUGUCCAAUAUCUCAUAUAUAAAAAAAAUCUACAUACUUUUAUUUAAACAAUGGUUCUUAUAUACACUGUGUAUUGUACUGUACUAUUAUAAAAUCAAUAAAUUAUAAUUGUACUGAGUAUUUGUAGAUUUAUCGUAACAAAUCAAACCAUCACUGAAAGUAGCUUGCUGCACUAUAAAGUUAAUUGUUGGAUUUUUCCAGAAAAAGGACAGGAUUGCAUUUUGGAUUGAACGGUCAGAGGCACUGCUCUCUCAAUACAACAAGAAGAUUUUGUGGCAGAAUGAAAAGAGGUUGAUGGAAACCUUUUCUAGUAUCUUAACUUUGAAAAACAUUGGCACUAACAAUGCAAGCUACUCAAGCAUGAUUCCACUUGUUGAUUUAGGUUGGUCUGAAAACAAAACAAAAAACUGAGAAAAAAAACAGCAACCAUAAGAGGUAGAUACGAUGAGGACAUUUAAUUGCAUUUCAUACUGUUUGUAUAAAGUGCAGUGAGAGCACCACUGGCUAAAUCUCUCUUGAGGAUUAAACUUAAUUCAAUGAACCUUUUGUUCACAGAGCCUUUCAUCAGAAUAAGAGCCAUUAUAUUCUUUAUCUUGCUUGUUUUACAUGAAUACCCCCAAUUUAUUCCCUCAGAUUCCACAGUAAGAAGGUCUACGUUUAUGCAGAUUAUACUGUAGAUAUCAAUGAAGAGGCACCAGAUCAACAGCACAUCAAACUGUGAGUCAUCACAAAGCACCACUCCUGACUAUUUCUUGGAAGAGCACUGAGGAAAAACCCGUAUAAACAAAUUUAAAACCCAUAAGAUGAAUUUUAUUGCACAAUAAGAUAAGUGAGUUAAAAUUCAAAUCAUUUUAUGUUAAUGAAGCAUUUUGUAUUGAAUGCUGGUUCAAAAAUACAUUUGACGUUAAUAACGUUGUUAGCGUUGUUAGCAUACAGUAGUAAAGCUUCAAUUUUGCUUUUCCUUUUGUGUAUUUUGGUGGUAAUUUUAAAACUGUUGACUU
Molecule: messenger RNA, 2394 nt
Organism: Toxotes jaculatrix (banded archerfish)
Lineage: Eukaryota; Metazoa; Chordata; Actinopteri; Toxotidae
Gene: dynlt2b
Product: dynein light chain Tctex-type 2B
Exons: 5
Coding region: 75-437 (120 amino acids)
Biological process (GO): microtubule-based movement
Cellular component (GO): cytoplasmic dynein complex; cytoplasm
Molecular function (GO): dynein intermediate chain binding
Source: RefSeq, a predicted model, not a curated record